UAUUUUCCGCCAUUAUAACCACCAUUAUACAAGUCUUCCUCUUUUUCCUACUACUACUAUUUCGUUUCAAUCAACGCCAAUGGCUGCUACCUACAAUGUCAACAACUCCGUUUCAAAGCCUUCCCUUUACCUUCAGGAUAUGGACGAAGUCCAGAAAGUGUUCCAACGGUUCGACACUAACGGAGACGGCAUGAUCUCCCGCGAAGAGCUCUCUAGCGUCAUCAAUGCUCUUGGAUCUGGUACAUCUCCUGAAGAGGUCACUCGUAUGAUGGAUGAAAUUGAUGCCGAUAGAGACGGUUUCAUUAGCCUCCAGGAAUUUGCUGAGUUCUGCAAGGGAGACGUUAACAGCGUCGGUGACGGUGGCGUUAAGGAGCUUCGUGAAGCCUUUGAUCUAUACGAUCAGGACAGUAACGGAUUGAUCUCCGCCGUUGAGCUUCACCAGAUCCUGACUCGUUUGGGCGAAAGUUGCUCCGUUCAGGACUGUACCAAAAUGAUCGAGUCCGUUGAUUCCGACGGCGACGGUUACGUUAACUUUGAAGAGUUUAAGAAGAUGAUGACUAAUAAUAGCAAGCAGGCUCUCUAGGUUUUUUCUUAUUGUUAGUUUUUGUUUACUCUCCUUUUAGCGGCUGAUAUAAGGUGAGGCACACGGGAUUAUAGUGCGUCCCUUGAUAGGGUACAGUUUCUACCUCUAACUGAUGAUAGUCGGAGAAACCGUAAGAAAAAACUUUAAGAUGAAUUUGUUAGGUUGACGCCGUUAACAGUAAAUGUCGAUUCUGAAUUCAGUUUAUCUGAUGUUGAUGAAAUUUUAGUUUUUUGUCUCUGA
This is a messenger RNA of Solanum dulcamara, 823 nucleotides long. RefSeq names its product calcium-binding allergen Ole e 8-like. Lineage: Eukaryota; Viridiplantae; Streptophyta; Magnoliopsida; Solanales; Solanaceae. Gene Ontology annotation, molecular function: calcium ion binding. Bases 80 to 583 code for a protein of 167 amino acids. The record is from RefSeq and is a predicted model, not a curated record. The transcript has a single exon.